UUUCCGUGAAAGAAGAUGAAUCUGGUUAACCUGUUUCAAGUUUUGUAAGGUAUUGUAAGCUGUUCAUAUCAUGUGUCAUAGAUAGCGCGAUUGGCACGUCGCUGAAGAUCACACAUCCUACCUGGAACAGUUUCUAAAUCUGCCUCAGGAGCAGUGUCUACAGCAUCAGUGAGGCUGGACUCAAUAUGGAGAAGUGUUCAGUGUGCAAGAAGAAAUUUUACUCAACCGAAGCAUUUAAAUUCCAUCUGAAAACACACACUGUAACUAACAGUCUGCAGUGUGUUGAAUGCAAGAAAACCUUCUCUCAAUACAAACACUUUGAAGUUCAUCAGAGAAUACAUUUCUUAGAAAAUCAAUUGAAGUCCAAGACACGUUCGCAAAUAAGCGAGAAGACUUUUCAAUGUUCAAUAUGUUUCAAAGGGUUUUCCUUGCUGAAGCAGCUAGAGGCACACAAGCGUAUACACGUGCUGGAGAAAAGAUUCUUCAAAUGCACUGUGUGUGGGAUCAUUUUCACUCAGCCUCAUAUUCUAAGGUCUCACAUGGAAAUCCACAAAACUGCCAAUUUGUUUGUUUGCAAGGCCUGCGACAGAACUUUCACCAAAGCGGAUGAGCUGUUGACCCACAUGAAGUCACAUCCUGUUGUGGUGGUCAGUCCACCGCCAAAGUGUGACCUCUGUGGAAAGUACACGACUAACAUGAAAAACCACAUGAAUCUUAUGCACCCCAAGAGCGAGGAGACAUUCAUUUGUGGAGUCUGUGGGAUGAAAUUCAACCAGUGUGCAAAACUGGAAGUCCACAUGAAGAUUCACACAGAGUAUCGAUUGAAGAAGUGUCAUGUGUGUGGUGAAGGGUUUAAGAGGGCGGCAGCACUUCGAAAGCAUACACUGACUCAUAUGAAGGAGAAGAUGUUUGGUUGUAAGAUUUGUGGACGUACAAUGACAAAAUUGCCAAUUUUUAUUUGUCAUGUGCGAAUCCAUACUGGAGAGAGGCCUCAUGAAUGCAAAGUUUGCGGGGAAAGAUUCCGAUUUUCCAGCACCUUGUUCUACCACAUGCAAGCUCACGUCGGAGAGAGGCCGCAUUCAUGUGCAAUAUGCGAGAAAAGGUUUAUCCAUAUGAGGCAUCUAACAAAACAUAUGUCAACAAUGCAUGUCAAAAAGACAAGCUCUGACCCAACACCGACUCAGGGUUCAUGGUGGCAAAUGCAACACAAAACAAGCCUUUAUUCCAAAAGUUUGAAAUUUACUUUGAAAAAAAUUCAAAUCAGUGAGAGAAAGACCAGAAACAAACAGAGACAUUCUCCAUGUUCCGCCCAGUGUCAAAUGUGUGAGAAGACAUUUCUCAACUUGGACCGUCUCAAUUUCCAUUUGAGAAAUUUGCAUCCAGAAGUGAAAUUUAAUUAUGAUGAUUCCUCUUUCACUUGUAUGCUGUGCCAGAGGACAUUCCAAACCAACAAGACCUUCAGCUAUCAUAUGGACAAGAUUCAUGAAAUUGGACGAGUGAGUGAAAGGCUGAAAGGGAGACGAUUUCAGUGUGACGUCUGUGAAAAGUUGUGUGGCAGCAAGGCAUCUUUGACCAAACACGCAUCAAAACAUAAAUUGGACUUUUCCUAUACAUGUGGCGUGUGUGGAGGACAUUUUCCUUGUUGUGAAGUGCUGACUCAGCACAUGGAACUGGAACAUUUUGAUAAGGAUCAUGUUGAUGCCACAGAAGGUGCUGACUGAUCAUGCUGACCUGCUUAUUGAUGUACCGUAUUCGACGUAAUAAGCGCCCCGCUCUAAUAAGCGCCCACGGCGAUAUUUGCUAAUAUAUUGGCUAGUGAACAAUCCCAAUUAGCACCCCUUCCGAUUGAUCAAUGUA
Molecule: messenger RNA, 1857 nt
Organism: Haliotis rufescens (red abalone)
Lineage: Eukaryota; Metazoa; Mollusca; Gastropoda; Lepetellida; Haliotidae
Product: zinc finger protein OZF-like
Exons: 2
Coding region: 186-1721 (511 amino acids)
Biological process (GO): regulation of DNA-templated transcription
Molecular function (GO): DNA-binding transcription factor activity, RNA polymerase II-specific; RNA polymerase II cis-regulatory region sequence-specific DNA binding
Source: RefSeq, a predicted model, not a curated record